Exophiala viscosa is the source of this 1710-nucleotide messenger RNA. RefSeq names its product heterokaryon incompatibility protein-domain-containing protein. The coding region runs from base 1 to 1710 and encodes 569 amino acids. The transcript has 3 exons. NCBI's taxonomy places the organism in Eukaryota, Fungi, Ascomycota, Eurotiomycetes, Chaetothyriales, Herpotrichiellaceae. The record is from RefSeq and is a predicted model, not a curated record.
AUGGAUGACUAUGCUACAAUCUGGACCCCGCUGAAUACCGCCGAAGCGCAAUUUCGUGUUCUUCGUCUCGAUCCGAAUCCAGAUAUCAGCGCCUGGCCCGCCGGUCAACUUGAAAUUAGGUCCUUGGAUAACUGGGUCGAAUAUGAUGCCGUUUCGUACGCCUGGGGAGGGGCAUCGCGCGUCUAUCCGUUGUUCCUUGGAGAUGUCGAGCUACCGAUCACCGAGACCAUAUGCGCAGUGCUCCGUCAUUUGCGGCAUCAUUCGAGGCCGAAGCAUCUUUGGAUUGACGCUCUUUGCAUAUCUCAACGGGACCUCGAAGAGCGUGCCCAUCAAGUUGCUUUGACGCGACGAAUCUUCCGUGGGGCCUGCGAGCUAUGCGUUUGGCUUGGCUACGGGUCUGAAGUCGUCAGCCGUGUUAUGGACAAGAUGUGGCACCUCGGAAACGAGAUUGAUAGAUAUGGCAGCAGUAAUAUCCGGCACGACGACUUCUGGUGUGAGCCGGAGGGAGCGGCUCGCCAUGGUUUGCACAGCUUAUCUCGAGCAGCCUUUUGGGACCGGUUAUGGAUCAUACAAGAGAUCGCUUUGGUGAGACACAUUUCAGUACAUUAUGGAAAGAUCCGACUUGGUUCCCGAGUGCUCAAUGUACCUGCGCUCAUGAAGCUCUGGAACCUUGCGGGAGGACAAAAUUCGUACGAAAAGAAAUGGGCAAUUACCUUGCUGUUGCGUCUGGUUCUUCUCAAGGGCACACUGGCACAGACCACAGGACUACCUGUGCUGGAGCAGGCAAGAGCGGUAUUAGCUUCCUUCCAUAGAGCGCGACGCUCCAUCGCCACAGACCCGAAGGACAGGGUUUACGGACUCCUCGGAAUAUGCACUUCAUACUUUGGUCCCAAGUUUGUUGAUGCCGACUACACAUUGAGUACUGCGGUAGUCUACACGAAUUUUGCUCGCCGCUUGAUCGAGUCAACUACACCAUAUCAUAACGCACUUUCUUCUCUUCCUAGCUGGGUACCAGACUGGUCGUCUUCUUACGACCACGACUUUCACGUCGCACACCUCGCAAGAUGGAAGGCUUAUCGAGCUUUCCCCGAAAGUGGACAACUUACCUACCUCUUUGUUGAUGGGAAUGUGCUCCGCUUAAGGGGAGUCUUACACAGUACAGUGGCCAAGGUGGGCGAGGUGUACCAUCCCAGCUCUGCGGGUUUGUUACAGGCCCUUUCUACGAAACGACUGUCCCACGAAUUGUCCCACGAACUGUCCCACGAGCAGACGAUUGAAAGCUGGAAGACUUUAUACGAGGAGUACUGGCUGGCUUCCGUGCUUGGACGCGAAUUAGAGACUUGGGUUGAAAGAAGUUUGGUACGAACAGUGCUCUCGGAUCUAGACCCGGACGCGAACCAUCCCGAAGUCAAUCGCACACCGUACUAUGGCAUUGUUGAGCCAUACUAUGAAUACAAGCGGAUCACUGCUCAGCGACUCAACGGCAUCCUUUCCCCGAACGACCGCAUACGCCGCUAUACUUCGAUAAGCAUGCACAAGACAUUGGGUCGUUUCUCUACUGAACAUGCAUUGAGCAAUAUUGAAAGAGGACUCGUGAACAAUCGUUUCUUCAUCACGAGCAAAGGUGUCUGCUAUGUACAUGGCAUCAUGGACGGCGAGGCUGUUAAGGAAGCUGGCCCGGGAGCCAUAGAAGAGAUCAUACUGAAGUGA